Microthlaspi erraticum is the source of this 663-nucleotide messenger RNA. NCBI's taxonomy places the organism in Eukaryota, Viridiplantae, Streptophyta, Magnoliopsida, Brassicales, Brassicaceae. The record is from the annotation of a GenBank genome assembly.
AUGAUGCUAUUCAGCACAUCACUAGCUGGACCAGAACUAGAUUGGGCGCAGCAUGAACCACCAUCUAGAAUCGAGUCAUGGAUCGAUUUUAGAGAUGCUUUCUUGGAAUGGUUUGCAAAGAAGCCACCUUUCAAAUCCAAGUACCACCACUACUCUCAUCAUCUGGAAGGAGAGCGUGAUGAAGAAGAAUGGGGAGGCACACCACCUAAUCAUCAAGAUCUAAUCAAGCAUGUAGAGAGGAAUCCUUUCUACAACUCUAUUUCAGAAUGUGCAAAGGAGCAUCUAUGCAACUUUGAGCAGCUUUGUCAUGACUAUGGACUUGGAGACAACCCCAAGAAGAUACAACUUUUCCAACUAUCACUAGCUGGACAAGCCAAGGAAUGGGCUAAGUUCAAAGGAGCUUUCCUCACAGAUUUGAAAGGUCCUGUUUAUGUCCCACCACCACGCCCAAGCUAUUCACAUCACCAUCCAUCAUCACCAGACAUAAACAAGACACCAUUUUUCCCAAGGGAGAGCUAUCAAGCUGCGCGCCAAACCAAGAUUGAAGAUAUGCUUCAAGAGUACUUGAGAAAUCAAGAAGAGAGUACAAAGAAGAUGGGAGAAGAAUCGAUUUCAUCCAUGAGAGCCUUGGAAACAAAUCUGAAGUCCUAUUCAAGCAAGUGA